Coprinopsis cinerea okayama7#130 is the source of this 174-nucleotide messenger RNA. RefSeq lists its product as hypothetical. The record is from RefSeq and is a predicted model, not a curated record. Lineage: Eukaryota; Fungi; Basidiomycota; Agaricomycetes; Agaricales; Psathyrellaceae. Bases 1 to 174 code for a protein of 57 amino acids. The transcript has 2 exons.
AUGGAAUCGCAUGAUGAUCCUGGGGUGCAUCUCCCUGGCACCGAGCGGGGUCUGUUGUCUCUCAAAGUCCUCAAGAGGCUCAUCGUCUUCAUCGUCGGGCUCAUCAUCUGCAUCAUCAACCGUGCCGAAAUCCAAAUCCAAAUCCAGAUCCAAUGUAUCCAGUUUAUCGAAUGA